Molecule: messenger RNA, 986 nt
Organism: Cladophialophora immunda
Lineage: Eukaryota; Fungi; Ascomycota; Eurotiomycetes; Chaetothyriales; Herpotrichiellaceae
Exons: 3
Coding region: 25-882 (285 amino acids)
Source: RefSeq, a predicted model, not a curated record
GGACAAUGUAACUUGGAAGCCAGAAUGACGGCUAAAGACUACGAGGUUAAGCUCGACCUGUCGAAGUUGGGAAGUGUGUCUCGCACCAUCCGAAAGGAAUCGAUCCAGGAAGGGGACAAGGUCGAAGUUAAAUAUAGCUGGGUGAGAGGGUCAAAAACACAAUCAUCUAUCGUUUUCAUCGCCGUUUUGCCUGGAAAAUGGUCUCUAUAUUCUCGGCACAAAGGUACCUCCAUGUUCAAGAACACAACUCCAGGUAGCCCCUUUCCCGGUAUUGAGAGCAUGAACGACAUACGUGGAAACCGGCGAUGGGUACUUGGCGUGUUUCGGGGCAUUCCUUUACCACCCAAAGAGAGGGAUUUCACGAAUAAUGCCAAGUACUUUGAGUGCCCAGGAGACCUGCGGCACAUCGAUACUUCUGAAUUUGAAGCGUGGCAAGCGGUUGGUGUGACCACUUUGGGCGACAAUCAAAUAGAUUUAUUGAAGUCGCAAUUAUGGCAUCAUUGGAGCAGCGGAUACUAUGACCAAAGACUCUGGAAUAGUCAAAAUUUCGUCGUAUACCUUGCAGUUCUUAUUCUGGAAGAGAGCUCCCGACAGGAAAAUUUCCAGGCGCUUCAUGACCUCCACUGGACUCUAUGGUGGAAACAGGAACACAAGUUGGCAUAUAUGAUGACCCGGAGACACCUCACAGCAAUGGCCGGAAUGGCCAUAUUUGGGAUUGCUACCUUUGGACUUGGUGCUAUAGGUAGUUGGGCUUAUGGAGGUUAUGGAAUGGUUGAGGCUGCUUUGGCAUCCGGGGCUCGUGGAGCUAGACUUAAACAUCUAGUCGAGCAGGAGCAAUUUUCGAUGCUUGGAGGCCUACUCGAGGGUGAUGAAAGUGAGUGAGAGGACUAUCAUGGUGUUAAAGUCGAGCUGAGGAAAACACCACAGCCAAGCUCCACAUCCAGUAGCUGCCAAGUCGUUCAUCAUUACCUAGUAUUUAUCAUCAC